Molecule: messenger RNA, 750 nt
Organism: Linum tenue
Lineage: Eukaryota; Viridiplantae; Streptophyta; Magnoliopsida; Malpighiales; Linaceae
Source: the annotation of a GenBank genome assembly
AUGGAGAAUUGUAAUCCUGUGAGCACACCAACAGAGUGUGGACUGAAAUUAUCCAAGAAUGACAAAGGAGAGAAGGUCAACUCAACGGAGUUUAGAAGUCUCGUGGGAAGUCUGAGAUAUCUGACUUGUACCAGACCAGAUAUUCUCUACGCAGUUGGAUUAGUCAGCAGAUACAUGGAGGUACCAACAAUGUCACACUGGAAUGCUGCAAAGAGGAUACUGCGCUACAUUAAAGGUACAAUCGAUCAUGGUCUACUUUAUACUAAGUCAGAAAAUUUCAAAUUGGUUGGAUACUGCGAUAGUGAUUGGGCAGGAGACGUGGAUGAUCGUAAGAGCACUACAGGAUUUGUAUUUUUUAUGGGAGAUACAGCUUUCACAUGGAGUUCAAAGAAGCAAGCUAUAGUGACAUUAUCAACUUGUGAAGCUGAGUAUGUUGCUGCGACAUCUUGUGCGUGUCAUGCGAUAUGGCUGAGAAAAUUGCUAAAGGAGUUGAACAUAGCACAAGAAGAGUCGACUGAGAUUUAUGUUGAUAACAAGUCUGCCCUGGCGUUAGCAAAGAAUCCAGUGUUUCAUGAUCGCAGUAAGCAUAUUGAUACAAGAUAUCAUUUCUUGAGAGAAUGCGUGGAGCAGAAAGAAGUGACGAUGAAGUAUGUGAAAACUGAAGACCAGAUUGCAGAUAUAUUCACGAAGGCGCUGAAGCAAGAUGUUUUCGUCAAGAUGAGGACUCUACUCGGAGUUACGGUUAAUUAA